Molecule: messenger RNA, 1406 nt
Organism: Dermatophagoides farinae (American house dust mite)
Lineage: Eukaryota; Metazoa; Arthropoda; Arachnida; Sarcoptiformes; Pyroglyphidae
Product: mitochondrial glycine transporter
Biological process (GO): glycine import into mitochondrion
Cellular component (GO): mitochondrion; mitochondrial inner membrane
Molecular function (GO): glycine transmembrane transporter activity
Source: RefSeq, a predicted model, not a curated record
UACAAAAAAUAUUAUCUCUUUAAACGAACUUGUUUUUCUAAAAUUGGAACAAAACCCGGUGAUGCAUAGUGAAAAUGGCGAAAGCCAGUCAAAAUUUUCAUCCAAUACUCAUCAUCAAACAACUUCAUCCUUUCGAUCAUUCACUUUUCGAUUGAACAAUCCAAACAUUCAAUUUCCAUUGAUAACGAUUCAUCCGAUUGUGAUUCCACGGUUUUCCAUCAAACAUCCAUUCCGAUCUGAACAGAUUAUGGAACAAAAAACCAAAACAAUGACUAAUCGUAAUAAUGAUGAUAAUAAUAAUAAUGGCCAUGAUAUUGAAUAUCUACUCAUGUUGCCAUCUGAGCAGUCUACUCUAAAUGAAAAUAGUGAUAUAUCAUCGAUAACAUCGUUUGGUUCCAAUGAAACCGAAAAAUUACUAGUCCAAUACCUCAACGAACGUCCGAUGCUCAAAUCUUUUAUGGUCGGUUCAUUAAGUGGAACAUGUUCAACGCUUUUGUUUCAACCAUUCGAUUUGCUCAAGACCAGAGUGCAAAAUGCCCACUUAUCUUCAUUGGCAAUUAGUCGUAACCAAAGUGUUCCAGCAUCUGCUAUGCCAUCAACUCGAUUCGUUACGGUGACAUACGAGACAAUCAAAAAUGAACAGAUUAUUGGUUUGUGGCGUGGUACAGCACCGUCGCUACUUCGUUGUGUCCCUGGUAUUGGUAUUCAUUUCUGUUGUUUGGACACCUUACAAAGCCAUUUCUGUCCAGAUCGUCGACCAUCAGCUAUUGAAGCCAUGACAUUCGGCAUGAUGUCCCGUAGUAUUGCAGCUGUAUUACUCAUACCAGUUACGGUAGUUAAAACACGUUAUGAAAGUGGUUCUUACGCCUACCAAAGUAUCGUCGAUGCAUUAAGGCAUACAUAUCGUAAUGAAGGUCUCCGUGGAUUGAAAUCCGGCCUAUUGCCAACAUUAAUGCGAGAUGUUCCAUACUCGGGUCUAUACUAUAUGUUUUAUUCACAAAUGAAAAAUUUUAUGCUAACCAAAAACGCAGAUGAAAUUCAGCGAAAUUCACAACAGUAUUCGAAGAUCAUAUCAUCAUCAUCCAUUACAUUCGCAUGUGGUGUUUCGGCGGGUCUUUUAGCAUCCGCUGUCACACAACCGAUGGACGUGGUCAAAACUCGAAUGCAAGUCAACACGAAACAAUAUCCUUCUUUCCUUAAAACAACCCUAUCAAUUGUGAAAGAAGAAAAGAUACGUGGUCUAUUCGCUGGUUUGGUUCCCCGAAUGAUGCGUCGAACAUUAAUGGCUUCGAUGGCGUGGACUGUUUAUGAACAAAUGAUGAGAAGCUUAUGUCUCAAAUGACAUCUAUAAAUGUUAUAAGUGCCAUAAUUAUUUAUUUUAUUAAAAAAAUCUAUCAAAAAAAAAA